Messenger RNA from Penicillium chermesinum, 495 nucleotides. Its product is annotated as putative C6 finger domain protein. The record is from RefSeq and is a predicted model, not a curated record. The transcript has a single exon. The coding region runs from base 1 to 495 and encodes 164 amino acids. Lineage: Eukaryota; Fungi; Ascomycota; Eurotiomycetes; Eurotiales; Aspergillaceae.
AUGCCUUACUCGCUGGAAACCCUGAACCGAGCCAAGGCGGCCUUCCCUCAUCCACACCGCAAGGUGUUCACGGCCAAGGACGCCGAGGCCGUGCUGGGCCCCGUCUACGAGCUGCGCAAGCGCGGCGCCCAGCAGCGCGAGAACACCACCAGCACGUGGAUUGACAAUGACCACGAUGAGGACUACGUCCCCGAGGAGGAGAAGCCCAAGCGGAAGCGGUCCGCAAGCCGCCCAAAUCGAUCGAGCCGUGCCCGGAAGCGUCGCCGCCAGGCAUCCACGCGCAGCUCGCAGCCCAGCGGCGCGGCUGCCCAGUCGUCUGAGUCUCCUCAGACCAACCAAGCCUCAUCCUCUGCCAAUGGGGAGGGUGAGGAAACUGAGGAGAACGAGGACGAUGGCCCAGAUGCGUGGGAUGUAUACUGGGCGGCGACGGACGACUGGGCCAGUCCGACGGGUUACAACUUGCGGACCCGAAACCGACCCUCCUAUGUCUACUGA